AUGCCUGUCGAAGUAGCGAACGUUGCGCCGGAGGUUACUUCGUUGCCCAACGGCGAUUUGAAAUCCCAAAACCCUAGCGGCGCCGCGAAGAAAUCUCGGGAAUCCGAGCGCCGCCGGAGGCGUCGGAAGCAGAAGAAGAACAAGCAUAGCGGCGACGGCGGAGAUGACAUCGACGCUGCUGCGGAGGACGCCAACGGCACCGCCGAGGAUAGCUCUAAAGAAAACUCCAAUCCUCAAAAGGCUUUAGAACCAGUAGAGGUCGAGUAUGUGCCAGAAGACGCGGAGUUAGAUGGAGUCUUGGAUGAUGAGUUCAGGAAGGUCUUUGAGAAAUUCAAAUUUUUGGAACCGUCUGCUACAGAGGAGAAUGAUAAGAAGGAUGCUACUGCAGUUGAUGCACCCACAAAGAAAAAGAACUCAGAUUCCGACGAUGAAGAGCAAGAGACUCAGCAGAAAGAAAAAGGAGGAAUAUCUAAUAAACAAAAAAAGAUUCAACGGAGGAUGAAAAUUGCUGAACUGAAACAGAUUUGUUCCAGGCCUGAUGUAGUUGAGGUAAAGUUCUACUUUAUCAGAUAG
This is a messenger RNA of Striga hermonthica, 573 nucleotides long. NCBI's taxonomy places the organism in Eukaryota, Viridiplantae, Streptophyta, Magnoliopsida, Lamiales, Orobanchaceae. The record is from the annotation of a GenBank genome assembly.